Prorocentrum cordatum is the source of this 7565-nucleotide messenger RNA. NCBI's taxonomy places the organism in Eukaryota, Dinophyceae, Prorocentrales, Prorocentraceae. The record is from the annotation of a GenBank genome assembly.
GCUUCGCUGCCAUGGGCACACCUGCUGGGGGCGCGGCUGAGGCCGGGCUCGCACCCGGGCUGGGGUCGGCCCCUGGAACGGGGUCUGCGAUGCCCGGCACGCCCAGCCUCGGGCCGCGGGCCGCCCCCUCCGCGUUCACGGGGCUGCUACUUGCAACCACCUUGGACUCCUUUGGGUUCGGAGGUCCCCUCGGCGAGGCACUGGUGGCCGCCGUCGGCGGCGACGAGACCACCGCAGUCGCAGACUACGCGUCGAUGCCCGAGGGCGGCCUAGUCCAGGCCCUCGAGACGCUCGCGGUGGAAGGCGCCCCCGUGACGGGCGUUGGCCGGGGGCGACCCGUGCGCGCCAUCCGCGCGGUGUUCGACGUUGCGAAGCUGCCGAUGCCGAGUCUGGGCGCCGCGCUGCCGGUGGCCCCGCCUUCCCGGCCGGCCGCUCCUCCGACGGAGCCGUCGACGCCGGCCGUGGGGGACAAGAGGCGCGUGGCGGACUUCCUCGACCAGGGCGGCGAGGGGUCUUUCAGCAUCCUCAGCAAGGAGGCGAUCACGGAGGCGCGCCAGCGGUACAUCCAGGUCACAGGUGGGCCGCCGCCUACGGCCGCACGGCCAACGGAGGAACAGUUGUCGGGCAUCUCGGCGAAGAUCGGCAAGUCCGCGCCGUACGUCGACUUCGCCGCGUUCGGGCCGCAUGGCCGCCGGGCGGCUAAAGCCCGCAAGUUCGCGGCCCAAGCGUUCGUCGACGGCGAGCUGGUGACGCGGAUGCUGACGGGCCCCUCGAACUUCGAGGCCUGGCGGGCGCGCUGGCUCCUCUUCAGGUCGCGCGUCAUCGCCCUGGGCGCGGCGCCCCCUUCGGCGCUCGACGAGUAUGAGGAGGGCAUCCGCCAGCUUUCACUCCUCUACCCCGACUACUGGGGCGUCAUCCUGAGGGCCGACGACACGGUGCGGUCUGAGUUGUGGGACGCCCACAUGGAGGAGCACCUGGCGAUGGGGGGGCCCGCGGACCAGGCGUGGGCGCGCGUCAUCAGCAGGACCGCGUUUGGAGGCGAAGACACGAAGAUGGCCCACUGGUGGUGGAUGCACGUCACCGCCCCGUGCCUGCCGCGCGGCCACGCGGAGGGGCGCCAGUCGGCAGGCGCUCUGGUCGACCGGUUGGAGGGCGCGCCGUCGGCCGCGUGGCCCGACGCUUCGGCGGCCCCGCCCCGCCCGCAGCAGCGCGGAGGCGGGCGCGGGCGCGGCGGACAGCGACAGGGCGGCGCCCAGCAGCCGCCGCAGCAGCCGCAGCCGAGGCCAGCUGGGCCCACGAAGCCCGCCGGGGGAGGCCGCGGCGGCCAGGGCUUCGCUCCAGACAAGGCCUCGGAGAUCUGCAACCUGUGGAACGACAAGGCCGAGGCGCCCCUCGCUGGUGCGCCGCGAUCGCCCUCGCCCGCGUCGGACUGGCCGGCGGCCGACCCCCCUGGGGAGGCAGCAAUGGAGCUGCUCGCCCGGACAGCGGACGGUCGGGUGCGCCGCCACGUCCUGCGCGGUGCCACCGCUGCGUCAGACGCGCGCGGAGAAUUCCGCAUGCCGCGCGGGGUUGAGGAAACCGGGACCCUUUGGCGGGCGUGGCCAGCCCUGCGGUCUGCGAUGGCCCCCACUGCGAAGAUCCUCGCGGACCAUCGUGGCCAGAGCCCCGAGUUGCGCGGGCUCGCAGACGCGUGCGGCGCAGCGCCCGCGCGCCCCCAGCCGAGCGUGGACAGCCUGCAUCGCGCCCGCCAGGCGGUCGCAGAGCACCUGCACCUGAGCCUCGGCACGGACGCGGCAGAGAGGCACCGUGCAGCGUCGACCUGGCGCGCGGAGCUGGUGCGCGCCGCGCAGGCGUCGCUGACCGUGGAGGAGCUGCUCGGCCGAGCGGAGCUCGCGAACCACCCGUCCUUCCUUGACCUCCACGGCCAGGACAGUCCGCCGGGAGUCGAGCAGGUCCAGGUGCUCGUGGAUAAGGUCUUCGGGGUUCUCUUCGAGAACAGGGCCGCGGCCGAGGCCCAGUCCGGGGCGCCGGUGUCCCCAACGCCACUCGGCAACAUCGCGACCACGAAGCCAGACGGCAGGGCGAAGCACCGCGUCAUCCAGGACUUGAAGGCGAACUCUGUCAACGAGGCGGUGGCCCUCACCGAGCGCCAGGAGAACCUCGACCUGCUGAGGACCGUCCGCCGCUUCGCCCCGCCCGGCACCACCCCCAGCGCAGCGAAGAGCGCGUUCGAGAAGAUCGGUCGAGAGAACGAGUCGAAGCAGGGCUGGACGCAGCGCCCGAAGCGGGCGAAGCCCUUCGCCACCGAGGUCGCAGAGGGCGAGGAGGCGGCGCUGCAGGACAUCGGCCUGGCCAUCGAGCACCAGACAGAGAACAACGCAUUCGGCUACAGCCCCGAGACAAAGCUCGUCAUCGUUCCUGCGAUGGCCAACGAGGACAACCAGCCCGUGGCCACCUGGGCGGACGGCGAGAAGUGGGCGAUCCCUGACCGCAUCCGCGGCCACGACCAGCGCAUCCAGAAGAAGGGCGACGCCAUCCUCUUCGAGCGCGCAGCGAGCGACACGGAGAGGAAGCAGGUCGCGCAGCUCAAGCCACCGCUCAAGGCCUUGAGCAGCGCGGCGGAGUCCACGAAGAUCAUGGCGCGCAAAUGCGCCAACAAAGAGAUCGACAAGGCGCAGCUCGAGGUGGCCAAGAAGGAGUGGCUGGACGAGCUCAAGAAGGACGACCAGUCCGCCAUGAAGCGGCCUGCCGCUGCCGCCGCGUCCUCCGUCAAACCGGCGCCCCCGCAGGCCGGCAGCGAUUUGGGGGAGGUCGACGGGGCCGAGGCGGACGAGGCCAAGGGCGGCGACGCGGCGGGCUCGCAGCAGCCGUCGCCCAAGCGUCGCAGGAAGACUAAGUGCGCGCCUGCGACCGCCCCACAGCGCGCUGCGGCGAAGGAGGUGACCACGGGCGAGAAGGAGCCGAUCGUGAAGCAGGGCGUCGGGGGUGGCAGCGACGGGGGAGUGACAUCCGCGGCGUCGACGGCAGCCAGCGCCCCCGCGGCAUUGCCAUCAGCCAGCGCUCCUGCGGUGACCUUGCCCGCGGCGGCCCAGAGCGAGCCGCCGCCCACGGGGUGCAUCUUCGACCGCGGCCACGGCGACCAGCCGACCCACGGCAACCCGAUGAACUUCAAGCAGUACAUCGCCGCGGCCGUGGCGAGCGCCGCGCACGCGCAGCACCAGCGCGUGCCCCCGCAGAUGCGCGGCCCGCCGUGCACGUCCAUCUUCGACCUCAUCUUGAAAAUUUACGGCAUCGGCGGAGUGAGCACCGCCCUCCCACGGGACCCCUGGUUCACUCCGCUCGGCGCUGCACUCCUCCGCGGGGGCGCGGUGGCGACGCAGAUCGAGCAGAGUCUGCGCGCCGAGGCCGAGGAUUCGCUGGCGGAGCCGCAGACGAUCCCGAGCACCCCGAAUCGUGGCGGUGAUGAGCGCGAUAUUCCAGCUGAGCACGAGAGCGCUGCAGAGAGCGUCGACACCUGCGGCUUUCCCCGCGAUGAGGACCACUUCGUCGAGAGGUUCCCAGGGUUCGACGAGAGCCCCGCCCCCGCCUCGUCCCAGGCGAUCCUCGAUGACGCUGCCCCCAGUGGGGAGGAUGGCGCCGACGGUGGCACGGGCGUCGCUGAUAGCGUGGCCGCUGCGGGGCGCAGCGUCAGCGACGCCGAGGAGAGCAAGUCCCUCCACGACGCCCAGGAGUUGCGGGCACAUGGGCAUCCGCUCGCCACGUGGCAGGGCUGGAGCGGCGACCCCGAGGGCUUCGACGACGAGGUGAGCAGGGCGAUCAGGGAGAGCAGGGACCAGCUCGAUAUGGAGAACAAGGACGUGGACUCGCGGCGAGCCGCCGCCGAGCGGGCCGCAGCGACUGCGGUGCCGACCGCGGCGGCUGCGCAGCGGGCGGGGCCGGACGGCGACGCGGGGCGCGGCGCAGCCGCGGCCGAGGUCGGGCCCGCCGACGAGCCGAUACGGAAGAGGAGUCGCUGGGCCCGCGCGGCUGGUUCGGCGGCGGCGCGCGGACUGGCGGGCCCCGCCUUCGUCGACCAGCCCGCGACCUCCGCGCUCGCGCCCGCGGACUCCGCCGCUGGGCCCGCCGCGGAGCGCGCCUCGGAGGAAUCGCCCCGCGCCGUGCUUGAGACGCCGCAGAAGCACAGGCACCACGCCGCCGCGAUCAAGGAUAUCCAGUCCGAGCUGCUGGCGUCGGUCGAGAAGAUGGGCGGCGACCCGAAGGAGCUGGACGCGCAGAAGAUGAUCAAUGCCAUGGUGGCCGCCCCGUCCGUCCAGCACUUGCGCUCUCUCCAGAGGACGGCAGCCAUCGCGAAGACGGUCAUCAAGGACGGCAAGAGGGUGCCCUGUCAGCUGGCGGCUGACUACAGAAUGUGCUCGAGCGACGAUGAGAGGGAGGAGUUCCGCAAAAAGUGGGCACAAGGCGAGUGGUCCAAGUACGAGCACGUCGCCGUCAAGAAGACGAGUUACACCACGAAGUUGCUGAAGCGGGCGAAGUGGAUGCCGGUCGCCCGCGUGGCGUGGAAGGAGGGAGGAGGAGAGUCUUGGUGGUCGGCAGCGGUGAAGUACUUCAGCAAGUGCGUGAAGUUAGGAUUCCCUUGGAUCAAAUGGCACGACAUGACCGAGUGUUACCGCUGCCUGUGCGGGGAGGAGUGGAUCGAGGACGAGUUCGCAGAGGCCUGGGAGACCCACGAGAGUUGGUUUCAGGAGACAGUCGUGACGGACGCAGCGAGGCAGAACCAGAUCCAGGCGGUGGCCGAGUCGGCGGCGAAUUUGCUCAACCAGGGCAUGUUCUGGAUUUCCAGCGCGAAGAGGUCGGCCGACGACGCGACCGUCGCCGAGGCGGCUCGGCCAACCGAGGUUCCGACUCUGCAGGCGGCGCCCACCGAGGAUGUCAUCCGCGAGCGGGAGCGCCUGCUUGAGGAGAAGAAGCUGGCGCAGCAGGAGGAGCGCAAGGCGGCGGCGGAGAAGGCCGAGGCGGGGCGCAACGCAAAGCAGGGGGGCAAGGCAAAGGCGGCGCGCAAGGCAGAGGUGGCGCGCAAGGCAGAGGCGGCGUGCCAGGCAGAGGCGGCGUGCCAGGCAGCUGCGCCGAAGGCUGAGGAGGAGCGCAAGGCCACUGAGGCUGCGGCAGCUGCGGCGGAGGCGCCCAAGACAGCUGAGGAAGCAGGAGGAGGCGGUCGCCAGUCCAAGCGCCGCGCGGCAAGCAGUGGAGCUGGAGGCAGCCACGGCGGCGACGCCGACGACUCCAACAAGGCCAUGAUGAAGGACGCGAGGACGCACUUCAUGAUGUGCAGCACGGCGGUCUCCACGGGCAGCGCGAUCGUCAGCGCUGCCGCAGCCGACGAGAGUUGGGAGUUCGCGCUGGACCUCAAAGAGUUCGCCGAGCUGAAGCAGGCGCCUGGGUGGCAAGCGACGGAGAACGGCCGCUUGCAGCAGAUCAUGCACACAGAGCUCCCGAAGCUCAAGCGGUCGAUGCAGCCCCGCGAAUUCCAGGCAGGGAUCGCCGACCUGUCGAAGUUGGUGCCGAUGCUGAAGGCAGGGAAGACCUAUGCGAUCGAACGUGGCGAUGAGCUGAAGCAGCAGGGUGCCCCAGUCAGUCUCGCGUUGGCCAGCAGCGCAGUUGCGCUACAGAUCCUUACCAGAGAGGUGGAACGCAUGUCUCCCGCGGUCGUCAGAGAUCUCGCGACGUUCGAAAUGUUCAGUGGCAAGGGCGGGUUGUCGUACCAAGUGCACUCGCGGGGAUACAAGGUCUGGUCCACGGGGCCAGGAUUGAGCGCUACCGCGCGGUCUAAGAAGGCCUCGGAUAAGCGCCUCGGGACCAAUAAAAUUCAACUCGCAGUCGACCAGCCUCGUCGCUCGGCGAAGGCGAACCCCGCUGGCAAUCGCUCUGGCUGGAAAGCAGGUCCCCGUCUUGCCUGGGCAUCCGGGAAUUCGUCGGCUUGCUCCGGCAUCCGACGGCGGCCCGUGCGCGUUGGUUUGCUCCGGCAUCCAGCGCCGUCGGCUUGCUCCGGCAUCCGACGCGGCCGGCUUGCUCCGGCAUCCGGCUGGCGGGCCCUGCGGCGCAGCCCCGGCUUGCUCCGGCAUCCCGGCCACGCGCUUGGCGCGGCUUGCUCCGGCAUCCGCGCGGCCGGCUUCCGCUCGCAUCCGGCUUCGUCGGCUUGCUCCGGCAUCCGACGGCGGCCCGUGCGCGUUGGCUUGCUCCGGCAUCCAGCGCCGUCGGCUUGCUCCGGCAUCCGACGCGGCCGGCUUGCUCCGGCAUUUGGUUGGCGGGCCCUGCGGCGCAGCCCUGGCUUGCUCCGGCAUCCGGGCCGCCGCAUGCGUGAAGGCCAGGACUUGCUCCGGCAUCCCGGCCACGCGCUUGGCGCGGCUUGCUCCGGCAUCCUCGCGGCCGGCUUCCGCUCGCAUCCGGCUUCGUCGGCUUGCUCCGGCAUCCGACGGCGGCCCGUGCGCGUUGGUUUGCUCCGGCAUCCAGCGCCGUCGGCUUGCUCCGGCAUCCGACGCGGCCGGCUUGCUCCGGCAUCCGGCUGGCGGGCCCUGCGGCGCAGCCCCGGCUUGCUCCGGCAUCCGGGCCGCCGCGCGCGCGCAGGCCGCAGCCCCGGCUUGCUCUGGCAUCCGGGCCGCCGCAUGCGCGCAGGCCCGGGUUUGCUCGGCAUCCCGGCCUCGCGCAGGGUUGGCCCUGGCAUGCCCCAGCAUCCAGCGGCCGGCCUAGGUUCGCAGCUCUACGGUUCGCACGUCGCCCAGAAGACGUCGGUCGCGCAGCAGCCAGGGCGUGCGGCGCGGCGAAGCGACGCCCAGGGACGCGCUCUGCUGGCAGGCGUCGCCUUGCCGCCGUUGCGCGGGGACGCGCCGGGUAGGGCGGCCCGCGGGCGUGGCUCCAUGCCGGACCUCAGCACCCGUGCUCUGCGUCGCCAGGCUCUCGAGCGCCUGGAGGCGGACGUGUACUCGGCGUCGGCGGGCAAGGUCGUCGAGGCGCGCCUGAGAACCGUGGCGACGCUGUUUCGGGCCUGGGGCGAGGAGCCGCUGCCGCCCACCGCCGCAAAGAUGCGUCAUCUCUGCGCUGGCCUUAAGGCGGGCGGGUACCGUAGCGCGGAAACGUAUGUCUCUGCUUACCGCCUGCUCGCGGAACGCCCGGGCUACUCGCUGACCGACGACGUCGCGCGCACUGCCAAGGACGGCGCGCGCUCGCGUCAACGGGGCAUGGGCGCCCCCGUGAAAGCACGGGCACUGCCGUUCGCACAGUUGGGCUCGCUCCCUGGCGGGCCAGAGCCGUGGGCGGCGGGGGGCCCCAUAGGCCCCCGGAACGCGAUCGUCGCCGGCGCCUGGUGGAUGGUGCGGGAGGUCGAGCUGCCCACUACCAGGGCUCGCCUCGUCGAGCUCACGCGCGGCGGGGGCGCUGUUAGCAAGGCUACGAUGACGGCGACCAUCCUCCGCGCGGCAGCCUUCCUGGGCGCGCCGCCGGUCGCGCCCGACGGCUCCGAGCGCGUCGGAGCCACCUGCCAGAAGUGCUUCAAGGGUGCCGCUGGCGUGCCU